CUCUCGACGGCCGGGCUAGCGGACGUGCAUUUGUACUUUUUUUUUUUUUGGGGAUUACUAGUGAGAACGACAGCUGCUGUUUUGUCACGUUGGAGGCUGUUUCUUGCGAGUAUUUUCCACAGAAGAGUUGUUUUUCGUGCUUGGACCAAAUUCGGUUCUUUUCAUGUGAGCGACCUUGAUCCAUUCCUCACUAUCAGUCUGCAACCACGCCUGUCUGACAGCCACCAUAAACAUACAGAAGUGGUUCCACCAAAACUGACAAUCAGCCAGCGGGAGAAACAAACAGCGAGGGGAAACAGCCUGCAGGGUAUUUAACCAGUUUGACCGACAGGUGACAAAAAGCAGAUAGAAGUUAGACAGAAGGGCAGUCAUGUUGUUCAUCUUAGCCUUCAUCAUCCUCUUUCAUCUGGCUGCAGCCAUCCUGCUCUUCAUUGCCACCAUUCACAAUGCGUGGUGGGUGGUAUCAAGACCUGGCGUUAACAUUAUUAGUGACUUAUGGUACACGUGUAACACCACCUGCCAAUUUAUUGAGGACAGUCACACUGUGAAAGCAGCUUAUCUGCAGGCAGUCCAGGCUACCAUGAUCCUUGCCACUAUAUUGUGUUGCGUCAGCUUCUUCGUCUUCAUCCUUCAGCUAUUCAAGAUCAAACAGGGAGAGCGAUUCAUUUUAACAGCCAUUAUCCAGAUAUUGGCAUCUUUAUGUGUGAUGAUCGCGGCGUCCAUCUACACGGCCGAGAACAAAAGCUUUCAUAAGGGUGACCUUCAGGAAGGCUCAUUCGGCUCCUCUUAUGUUGUGGCGUGGAUCAGCUUCCCCAUGACUCUCAUCAGUGGCCUCAUGUACCUGGUGCUCAGGAAACGCAAAUAGACACAAUAGGCUUUACAUAAACAAUAUUCAAAUUCUAUAAAUGGAAACUUGAACAUAUGUGAGUGCAAACAAACAAUUUUCCUCAUCUAACAUUCUUGUUUUAACCCUUAUUUUUUAUUUUCUAUUGGAAUCUGCUUCAAAUUUUGCAUAAUUUCAAAUCACAGGUGCAAAUCUAGAAACCAUUUAAUACUUUUUUGGUCCAUCUUAUGCAUGACCUUCUUGUUCCUGAUGGUACAUUGUUCUUACUGAAUGUGGCAAAGAUGACUCUUCAGAUUCAAGUCCUUUAGAAACAUGGCAGUCCAAUUUUUGUGUGGUAGCCACUGCAGUAUGUUUCUGGAAUUAUCUAAGGCGAGAAGUGCACUGUGAUUCACAUUUGAUCUGCAGUGCCUUGUUUAAACAGUGUAACCUUACUUUUGUGGCACACUGUGCUGGUUAGACCCAUUUACAUAAGGUCAAAUCAACUCGAUGCAAAUGCACACCACAAGUGCCUAGGUGCCUUCAUCACCCAGCUACUGCUCUGCAUAGACGAGGCUCCAGAGGAUCCUUGCUGCAUUUUGUGAGAACUUACCUUCACCUUCCUCCCUUUCCCUUGCCAAAAACACAAGAAGAGAGCUCUGCUUUGUCUCCCCUUGUUGUGUCGCUGUCUCCUGCUUUCCACCAACUCCAGUCACAGGACUGUUUCAUCCGAAAGGAUAAUAGUGGAAGAAGGAAAAGGUGUGGAGGCUUGUCUGACUCGGGGACAUCUCCUAGACUUUCUAAAGGCUCAUUGUUUUUCUUUUUGUGAAGCUAUAGUUGACAGACUUUAUUUUGUACAUAUUUGCUGUGUGUGUAUAGUUGAGGUUAGACUCAAAUGAUACAAAUUUUAUAUAUCUAUAAAAUAAAAGGCAUAUAAAUAAACAUAUAUUAACCACAGCAUAGAAGUGUAGUGAAUCAGUAGUUAGAGAUACAAGAUGUAGGAUUUUAACCUUUUUGUUAUGUUCUUAUGUUACUAUUUGUGUUUUAAUGGUUAGAAAGGAACCAAUGAUUUGCUGUGAUAUUUGGGAUUUAAAAUGACGUAGAAAUGUGUAAACUUCAAAGAAGAAUGAACAUUUCUUUGUUAUUACUAUGCUUGUUUUGUUCACAGCUUCUUUGAAGCUAUUCUUUUGAAACCACUGUUUAUUAGAUUAUAGCAUCAUGCGACUGGCGAUAUAUGAAGUAAUUACCAUAUUUUUCCCCUCUCUGGCUGGGUUACUGCUUGGUCCAUUACUGGAACAUUUCUAGCAUCUCUGUGCACUUACUCAUUUGCCAACGUUUAAUAAUAAGCUGGAUGUUAUACCUGCCAGCAGUUCCUUGCAUUACUUUAAAAGAACUGAAACCAGCAUGGGGAAUCAGUGAUUAUAGUUGAGCUGGAUUACUUCAGAGAUGCACUGUGCUGACUUUUUGUAAACAGAAAUGUUAGAUAAAGCUUGGACUACAGGAGUUUGUAACCUGCUAACUCACCAGUGAUGAAGAUUUGGGGAAAAGGUGUGCAAUUGAAGUUAUUUAGCUUUACUAUCCCAAGUCGAUACUUGAAAAUGAACAAAACGGCGUGUUAAAGGCCAAGAUUACCAUGUUAUUCAUGCGUUUUGUCAAGUUGUCAUCAUUAGUGUUUCACUUAGUAAAAAGCCUCUUGUAAUUAAAUGCCUUUUAUCAAAAAUGUUUGUUAAUGUUGACUCUACUUUAGUUAUAAUGUAAUGAUUUUUAAAGCAGACCAAUAUUUAAUUGUGGAUAAAUCAGCGUUUUGAACGUGGCAUCUGAUCAGAUAAGUUAAAUGAACAUAUUUUCCCCAUGGAGUGUGUUGUUAUUUAUUCAUCUAGAUUGCUUUGGCAUGAGUCACCCUAGAAAUGUCCGCCUCCUCAGAGCAAAUUCCCACCCUUUAACCAAAACAAACAAAUAAAAAUACUCUGGUCUUUUCCUUUUUAGAAGUCAUGACCCAGUUAUAAAAAAAUUCUAUUCGUAACAAGAUUUGUGAACUCUUUUUGUGAGUAACUGGGUUAUGAUUCUGAGAAAGCCAUCUUUAGCACCAGAAAACAAAUGCCAUGCUAUCUGGUUUUAUUUUAUCCAGAGAAAGCAGACGUUUCUACAGCAGAUGGCUCCAAAACUGGGCAACUCAUACCAAAUCAGUCUUUAUGGCACUGCAAAGUAAAAAUGAUAUAGAGUUUGUCCCUUUCAUUUCAGUUGUAGAUAUUCAACAUAAAACAUGUUAUUAUCUUUAGAGUGAAUUUAUUAGUAUACUUUUCUUGUAGUGUGUUUUAUACCCAUGUAGAUGUCAUAAGGUUAUACUGGCAGAAAGAAUUGAGUUGUUGAAACCAAAACUGUAUUUAUGGGGAUUUCUUUCUUUUUUGCAUCUGAAAUAUAUCUAAUGUUUAAUGAAGUAUUAAUUUCACAUUGAUUUAAAGUCUCAUGUUGCUCCAUAAUGUUGUCAGUGUAUAUUUUGCUGCAUUGAAUUUUUUUCCGCAGGUUGGCAGUUUUUCAGUUUCCAGUUUCUGCUUGUUAAAGGCUCAUUUCCUUGUAUUGUUUUAAAAGCCAAUUAAAUUACAACAUACUAUUUAUUUUGUCCUCUGUUGCAGCUUCUGUGGCAGCUUCAGUGAUUUGUUAACAUUUUUUGUCAUGUGGUCACAUCAGAUUGAACGUUUGUCUGCUACUGACACCUAGUGGACCAGCAGAAAACUACACCAUGUGUACAAGCUCGUCUUAUCUUCGAGCAACACACUGGUCAAACAUCCAGUAGAUUUAUGAACAAAUACUCAGCCCCAACACAUGAAUUUAUCUGUGCUUAUUUUGCUUUUACCCUUCGAAAAAUGCCUUUGAAUAAAUAAAACUUAUUUGUUUGUAA
Molecule: messenger RNA, 3719 nt
Organism: Oreochromis aureus
Lineage: Eukaryota; Metazoa; Chordata; Actinopteri; Cichliformes; Cichlidae
Gene: emp2
Product: epithelial membrane protein 2
Exons: 5
Coding region: 371-865 (164 amino acids)
Cellular component (GO): plasma membrane
Source: RefSeq, a predicted model, not a curated record